This is a messenger RNA of Oryzias melastigma (Indian medaka), 2846 nucleotides long. RefSeq names its product DALR anticodon binding domain containing 3 (gene dalrd3). NCBI's taxonomy places the organism in Eukaryota, Metazoa, Chordata, Actinopteri, Beloniformes, Adrianichthyidae. Gene Ontology annotation, molecular function: tRNA binding; ATP binding; arginine-tRNA ligase activity. Gene Ontology annotation, biological process: arginyl-tRNA aminoacylation; tRNA C3-cytosine methylation. The transcript is spliced from 13 exons. Bases 321 to 2066 code for a protein of 581 amino acids. The record is from RefSeq and is a predicted model, not a curated record.
UCUACAAAUAAUCAAAUAUUCCACCGGCCACUAAACGGCGCUGCACCGGUCCGACGCCAUAAUGCAUCCCGGAGGAAACACUGGUCGCAUUUUAUUGGUUCCUCUUUCGGAAAACAGCUACCAUAGCCUCAUUUGACAACCAACGCUGGACAUCGACCGUCGGACAACCGCUCAGCUGCCAAAUCCUCACGACAACUUUCAAUCUGCUCUCAGCGGUGGGGUCCGUCUAUCUAUGUUAAUUUAGAAUAAACAUGAGCAGGGUUCGGAUGUGCUGCUGACAGCCUGCUCCCCUCACAAGCUCACCUGUUUGUCUUGUGGUGAUGAUGGAGGAAACAGAGGAGCUCUCUCCUCUUCGCGUCGCCUCCACCGUGCAGGCGCUCAGCUCCGCGCUGCGGGGGAACCGUGAACAUGCUCCCGCUGCCAACCGGGGGAAGGGAGACCGAGUGUUCCCGGACCCGGAGAAGCUCUGGUUCAAGGAGAGCAGCGCCAAAAACCUGCGGAACAGGGACUUCCUAUCGCCCACCACGGUGCUCAACACGCUGUACGCGGACGGACAGGUUCCUCCUGCAGUGAUGUCCAGAGUUCUGUCUCUCCGGGGAAGUGGGGUGCUCCCGGUUGCUGGUGCUGAGGUGAUGGGCGAAGGCCUGAGACUGCGGGUGGACCGAGCCACUGCGUUCAAGGCCGUCCUGGCAGGUCAAACAGCGGAUUACCUGAAGCCUUCAAGUCACAAGGAGGGGUGUGUGUUGCUCAACUGUGCUGCACUGCACCCCAAAAUUAACACACCCACUCCUGAAACUCUGACUCUAGGCCAGUUGAGAACUGUUCUGCUGGCUGACCACAUGGGGGCACUGUUGAGAAGACAGGGAUUUUCAGUGUUUUAUUGCCCAAAGCUUCCCAAAGACAGCAACAUCAUCGCCUUCCUUCGAGCGCUCGGGAUUGAUUGGCCUACAGCUCCAGCCGAUUUGAGCAACGAGGAGCAGGAGGAGCAGAUCCUCAAAGCGCUGGAGAACUCAUUAUAUCGAGAGGAGGGAGCAGAGAAAGGCAGAAAGACCUGCAGAGGAGGAGGUGGAGGAGGAGGAGGAGGAGGAGGAGGGAAGAAAGUAGAGGAGGAGGAGGAGAAUGAUGGAGCACUUCGAAUCAACUUGAAGCGGGUUUUCCAAGAAGAGGGGCUGCUGGGAUAUGACCCCAGCCUCGGCACCUGCAUAGUUCAAAGAGACAGCGUUUCCCAACUGGCCCAAUUGGAUUUAUGCACAGCUGACUGCACUGAAGCAACGGUAACCGUGCUGCACGUGACUUCCUGUCAAGACGAGUUCCGCCAGCAGCAGACGGCGAUGUUGUGGCGAGCCAGUGGAGCGGCGCAUGCACAGAAACAUGUUGUGUGUGGGCCUGUGAAGACUCCUGGUUCUCACCUCACUGCUGCACAGUACCUGCAGCUGAGACGAGGACAGAUGAAGGAGGCGUCAGAGAUGAAGUACGGAGAUCAAGUGGAGGGUCAGACGUGGGAUGACAUCAUCAAGGUGAUGACCUCUGCCACAGUCAGGUUUGAGCUGCUGUCGACAGUCCACACCAGUCCGGUGACGCUGGACGUCCAGAGGGAAGGGGGAGUGUCCACAAAGGGACCCCGAGGAGGAGUGUUUGUUAUGUAUAACUGUGCCAGACUGCACACUCUGUUUGACAGCUACGAGAGAGGAGUCGAGAAAGGUCUGUACCCAGAAAUCCCUGAAGGUUCCCAGCUGGACUUUUCUGCUCUGAAAGAAGAGGGUGAGUGGCUCCUCCUCUUCAAUUACCUCAUUCCCUUCUCGGAGCUGCUGGACCAAUCAGGACAAGCCAUAGGCUGUGAGGGAGGAGGAGCUAGAGCUAACAUCAAAACUGAACAGAUCUGUAAAUUUCUCGUGUCUCUCAGUAAAGACUUCAGCUCGUAUUACAACAGAGUCCACGUGUUGGGGGAGCCACUGCCUCACCUCUUCAACCAGAUGUUCUGUCGCCUCUAUCUGCUUCGAGCUUUGCGGGAGCUCUACCACAGCGCUCUGGAGACUCUCAACCUUCCCCCCAUCAGGCAGCUAUAGUCUCCUGAGAAGGCUCUUGUAUUUAAAAUGAACCUAAUGUCUCCCCUGAUGCACACACUCGUCUCUGCUUCUAUCUAACAUCUCCAAAAACAGUUCAUUCUGAGUCGUCUGCCUGCUGUGUUGCUUCAGGUCUUCUCAGUGCCAGACCUCCAAGACAUCAGUGUUGCACAUAAGUCCUGCUCUUGUCUCUCUUAAGCUUUUUAUUUUAAGUUGCAGACCAACUCAGAAUCAAACAAGGCUUCAAACCUGCUUCUUCAAAUGUUACAGUUUUCAUCAAGAUCUGGAUGUAGCAUGAGUAGAUAUAUUUUAGUGUUUUUUUUUUAUUUGAAUCUGAGUUCCCUAACAUCGGAUUUUGACGAUGGGGAGUCGGGUAUUUCACCAAGUCCUGGUAAUGUCAAGGUCAGGGCUCGCGUUCGCUGAACCACAGAAAUAAAGAGGUUAUAGAUCAUCCAGGGAAGCUGUCAGAGCUGCAAAUAGACUUAACCUGCAGCAAAAAGCUUCUGCCGUUUUCUCCACUUCCUGUUUACACUCCGCUGUGUAAAAACAAAGCAGAAAUCAGGGACUUUUGGUCGAGUUUGGUGCCAAAAAUAACAGAUACUUUUAGAAGGGAUUGUGUAACUUUCCAUAGAUUCAGUUGUGUUUGCAGAAAAAGUUUUCUAAAUUUGUGCACAUUUUUAUGGUUGAAAUUUGAAUAAUUUGGAUUAGUAGUUUUCUUUUAUAAUCCUAAAUUUCUAUCUAUGAAAUCUGCGCAUCAGUUCAUAAAUGAAAACCUUAACCUCA